AUGAAGGCGCCAUCGUGGCUAAGCUUUGCACAUGCAGGGAAGAGAAACUUUGGGAGUUCCUAUUUGACGAAGAAGUUGAAGACGAUAAAUGACAGGGCUCUCAAGUACCAUGAAGAUUAUAUCAAAUCGUUAGAUAUACUGGAGGGGAAGAAUAGAAGCGUAAUGAAGGAAAUUUUCCCCAACAAGAAAAGCGAAAUAAAUGAUUUGUUUUUUCAAAGAGGUGGAAACUUGAAUGGAAUGGAUGCAUCAAAGGUGGAAGAAAACUCCGACGAUGACGUAGAUCUGUUGGAUCUCCAUACAUCAGAAAGGGUUAACUACCAACACGAAAUGAAAAGCAUGACAUUAGACGAAUUCGGAACUGUAAGAGUAGUACAUAACGACAUCCUGGAGGAGGAGGCAGACUGUAUGCUGAUCCCGAUGGUCUCAAACUUUGUGCCUCUAAGCGGAUUUGGCGCAUAUAUACUACACAGAGGAGGGCGAGAAUUAGUGAAGGAAAUCUUUAUCAGCAUAAAGACACUAAUUAAGAAACGCAUAGAUGUAUUAAAUGAACACAAAGAGGAAUAUAUAUCGGGAGGAAAAGACAAAGUUAGCAGCGAAAAGGAAUUUAAGAAGCUGCUUGACAAUGCCAAGGCGUUACAAGUAGGAGACGUUAUUUUAGCUAAGCCUCAUAACGUUAGCGAUAAAGUACAGUUAUUGGCCUUUUUAAUAAUGCCAUAUUUCUGGCAGGGAAAUAAUUAUGUGUCUUCAAACAAGUUAAGAUACUCUUUCGCUAGUGCGUUAAAACAACUAAAUGAGUUAUGCAUUUCGUCUGUAAUCCUACCCGACAUCGCAUCCGGUAUUUAUGGCUACGCACCAAGCAGCUCUAGUCACAUCCUUCUCGAUGAAGCAGUCGAAUCGAUUCUACAGAUUAGUGCCACAGUGCCUCUCUACAAUUUGAACUCCAUCUCUGUUGUUGAUAAGGAUAUAAAUACAUGCAGAACUUUUAGUGAAGCACUUGAAGACGUGUCCAGAAGUUAUCUUCCUCAGAAAAAAGUUCUGCCUGCUCCGAAAUACUGGAAUGUGGUAAAUAGGAGACUGUUAGAGAUUCCAUCCAAUGUAAUUCACUUUUGUAGAAAGCAUAACAAAAUUUCUUUUAGAAAAUAUCAUGGCAUUAUCAGGCGUAAGUUUCAACAUUAUUAUAGCAAUAUUAGACCGUUUAAAUGGAGAGCCUCUAGGGUUAUCGAACCGAACCCUUUUCUUGUCUAUCAGAAUUCCGGCGAGCCUAGCUCCUAUCAGUAUGGUCCCAAGCCUUACUACUACAAGGGCGUGUCACACACUCUUUACAAUAUUGGGAAGAAAGGCUUGGUUAACAUCCGUGUGGGGCGCCAUGGCAAGCUACAAGCGCUGAAGACUGUGUCUAGCAUUUCGCUCGAGACGAAGCCACGCCUUUAA
This is a messenger RNA of Plasmodium inui San Antonio 1, 1431 nucleotides long. RefSeq lists its product as hypothetical. The record is from RefSeq and is a predicted model, not a curated record. Bases 1 to 1431 code for a protein of 476 amino acids. The transcript has a single exon. NCBI's taxonomy places the organism in Eukaryota, Apicomplexa, Aconoidasida, Haemosporida, Plasmodiidae.